Caenorhabditis remanei is the source of this 1518-nucleotide messenger RNA. RefSeq lists its product as uncharacterized. The record is from RefSeq and is a predicted model, not a curated record. The transcript is spliced from 7 exons. NCBI's taxonomy places the organism in Eukaryota, Metazoa, Nematoda, Chromadorea, Rhabditida, Rhabditidae. The coding region runs from base 1 to 1518 and encodes 505 amino acids.
AUGAGUAUAUCCUCCACACCAUCUUCUCCAUCUAUCUGCGGGUCUUCUAUAUCCUCCAGUGCCACCAAUAUAUCCUUCUGCUAUACAUGGACCACUAAGCUAAAAACCCGAAAAACCGCUGAUGGUGAGACGACGAUCCUUUCCAUCUCCCCAAAAUUUGCUACAGUACACCAACUGAUUUCUUUUCAAUGGAAUAUUCGGAUUCAUGCGACGUCGGAGAUGAACGACGACGACGAAGAAGUGGACUACGUCGCCGUCGACCUUUACUUUGUCGAUGGUCCAGUAAACGAGGUGAAUGUGAUGGCAGAGGUCGGAGCGCUGGAGAAGACCUCCACGGCGACACUCGGAAGUAUUCCAGCGGGUGUGAAGGAGACAAAACUGACAAAAAUGCAAAAAGGAGUUGGUUGUGAGAUCACAGAUUCCGAUCGGGAAUGUGUGUCUCGAUAUCUGAAAGAGAACGUGGAGAAUGUGAUUAAAAUCUCGAUAAUCAUCAAUAUGGAGACUCGUCUGUUCGAGCCAUCCACCUAUCUGGACGCCGUGUCUCCCACUCCUCGAGCAUCGUUCCUCACCGCUAAUUACAAUGCACGAGUGAAUAGUAAAGUGUGGAAACGGAGGUCCAAAAAGCGGAUGGGACGAGUGGAGAGACGAGUGUUGAGUGAUAAGGAGAAGACGAGUUAUGAGAGGAAAGUGCAGAUGAUAUUGGAUGAGGAACGAGAGAAGUUGAUGGAGAGACGCGAGUUGUUGAAGGUGGAGAAGGAGGAUGGUGUGUGGGCGGAGUCGAGGAGAGCUUCGUUGAUUUCGCAGUUCAGGGAGAAUCAGCAUGAAUCUGCGUUGGAUGAUCAUAUGUUUAAGAGGAUUCUGGUGAGCUGCUGCGAGUCGUGUGAACAACGUCGUCUCUCCUUCAUGUACGACAGUCGGACGGAAGAUGAUUCAGAAGCGGACGAAGAGGAUGACGGUGGUGGGUCCGAUGGAGAGGAGGAAGACGAGGAGGAGCCACACUUCGAGUGCGAUAAAAGUGACAAGGAGCAUGUUCAUGAUAUGCUAGCCAACCUGUACUUCAACAAAGUGGUCCUCCCAGAAAUGGAAUAUGUCGAGGAUUUUGUGGAUUUUUUGAUUGACGCAGAAUUAAACGAUUUGCCAGUCUUGAAGAGAGCAUGUGAGAGAUAUUUGUGCAGUGAACUCAAUACGAAAAAAGACAUCGGCACCUGCCUACUUCUGGAUCUACUAUUCAACUCUAUUGUAUUCAAUCUACCCGUCAUGAAAUCAAUGACCCUCACAGAGUUGGCAAAUCGAACACACGAAUUUGUGGAGCCUGAUUCCCUGCUGGAUCAGGAAGAGUAUAAAAAUCUCGACAAACGAAUGCGUAACCUGGCAGACCGCAACCUCGUAGAAAUAAUCGAACAAUGUGUCACUUUUCGAGAUCAAAAAGCUCGAGUUCGAGUCCUUCCGACAGCCGAUUCGUUCGAUAAUAAUAACCCAUUUGAUUUGGCGAUCGCCAAUUCUAAUUCUAAUCAAUAA